UCAAAACCACUGCGAGCCCAUGCAUGCCCGGCGCAAGGAUGGCGCGGCGACUGCCCCAAACCAGAAAGUGCGGACGAAGGCUACGGCCAUUUUCCAGCAAAUUUCGAACGGCAAGAGAAGUGCGUUGCAAGAUGCGCUGGUGGCUAAACUCACGUACAAAUACGCCAAGCGCGACGACGAGUUCGGCCGUAUCAUUGUCAGCCUCGUGUCGAAGUUGGUGCGGUCGUCUGCCAAGUUAGUGGAGGCCGACAUAGCAGCUCUCGAGAAGACUGUCAAGAAGCUUCACGACGAGCGCGGACGAAAGCAGCGUCGCGACGAGGAACGUCUGGGAUUUCAGCCGCCGCAGCCAGCCGACGCGUUAGAUGUAAAAGUUGCCGAAGUGGGUCCGCGGGUGACAUCGCCCCAGACCAAGGCGGACACAAUCAACUUAAAAACGCACGACGAGUGGGUCCUCAUCAACGCACUCAACAGCGUCGAGUUCGAAGACUCGGAAAAGCAAAACGUCGAGAAGAAACACAUCAAGACGAUCCAGCAGCGCCUCUGGCUGGACUCGCAAAAGCAGGAAAAGGACAGAAAAAUCAAGACGAUGCUGGACGAAAAGCACGACAUGCACGAGCACCAAGUGUCCGACUACAACAAGUGGAAGGCAGAGGAAGCGGAGAAAGCGCGGAAAGCAAAAGAUGCGGUCGAUCACAUCCGCAUGGAGCGCGACCGCCAGCUGCGCGAGUCCAAGGAACUGCAUGCAAAGCAAGAAGAGAAACGGCGGCGGGAAGAAGAGCUAGAAGUGCAACGAUGCAAAGACGAACUCAAGCGGACGGAACUGGACGCGUUGGAGAGGAAGCGCGUGCAGCAUGCGCGGAUGCAGUCCCUGCUCAAGGAAAACAUUCAAGUACAGCAUCAAAAGGAAAAGAUCAAGACACUGGAGCAAGAACGCGACGUGAAGCUCAUGGAAGAGUACGCACAAAAGCUUGCGAAAGAAGAAGCGGACCGAGUCGCGGCGCUGCAGCACAAGCUAACGCGACAGGAUCGCAUUCAGAACGGCAUCGCGUUGAGUAUUCACGAACAGCUUAAGCAGAAGGAAAUGGAGGAUGAGCGGCGGGCCGAAGAGUACCAGCGCCGAAAACUCGAGGCCGACCGUGAAAAGGAAGAGGCCAUUGCAAGGCGACGAAAGCAGGAAGCUCUCGAACGCAAAAAGUACCUGGCGUUCCAGCACGAGAUCAAGGAGGACAAGAAGAAGAAGCUGAACAGUGAAGAGGUUGAGUACAGCAACAAGUAUCGAGAGGAGGGUGAACUUGCACUCCGGGAGUUGAAACAAAAGCACGACAACGCCCGCGUGCGCAACAAGGAGUACCAAACGCUCCUGUUGUGCCAAAUGGAGGAGCAGAAGGUGCGCAAAGCCGCCAAAUUCAAGUCGAUGGACCCAAGGGAAAAGUCACUCAACGCAAUCCUCUUGCGGAAACUCGAAGACGACGAGAUCUUGAGCCAAAAGGUUGUCGCAAAGCUCAGUCCAGACAAGACGGUCCGCGCUAAGCCGCGCAACAACAUUUUUUAGCACAGUAGCAUUCAUUACAUGCAGAAACGAUCGGAAAUGGAGUUUAAUUGCCAAGACCAGUAUUUUCUACUUCUAAGCAAC
This is a messenger RNA of Aphanomyces invadans, 1633 nucleotides long. RefSeq lists its product as hypothetical. The coding region runs from base 20 to 1552 and encodes 510 amino acids. The record is from RefSeq and is a predicted model, not a curated record. NCBI's taxonomy places the organism in Eukaryota, Oomycota, Saprolegniomycetes, Saprolegniales, Verrucalvaceae. The transcript is spliced from 6 exons.